AUCAAAGAAGAAAAAUAAGUUUCGUUUCAUAGCCAGUGCUUUGGGACGGACAUUUUCCACAACUAUCUUGCGCUCUAGUCUACUUUGAGCCACGAAGGCAACAUUUGUGAAGCCAGCCUAAAAGGAAUUGGCAACGUUUUUUCGAGAUUAUUAUUCCUCAAUGGCCUCCAUCGUGCCUUCAUUGGAUUUGGAAAGAGAAAUGCAGCUGAUGAAGCUUUUUCCAGAACCUAUCCGGCUUCACAUGCUCUACAAGGGAACUCACCAUGGAUUUCAAUUGACAACCAUAUUCUCCAAAUUCGACAAAGUUGGAAAAUAUAUACUUUUGGUGUAUUUAAAGUCAGGGUCGGUAAGAGGGGGCUACCUAAGCAAACCUCCUAAAGCGAAACAAGAGGAUGGAGAUGCAUUUCUCUUUGCGCUAAAACCGCAUAGUGCAUCCAAAUAUUCACCACAGGAUUGUUCUAAUGCAGUAGUUUGUAGGUCAGACAUGUUAUCAUUUGGUGGGUGCCUAACAUUGUAUAUGAUUCAUGACACUUCCCUGAAGUUAGACAUUGCGUCUAAUGAGUAUUACACACGAACUGAGUGGGCUGAAGGAAAACAUACAGCAUUUGUGGAGGUGGAAUUGCAUCGUGUUCAAGAUGCUGGGAGUGUGCUGCUUACCGGCCCUUGGAGGAUCCUGGCAUGGACUGAGAAGGACAGGGAUGCUCUGAAGGAGAAUCUGGUCUCCUUCAAACCAGCCUGCCAGUCUCUGAAGCGGGUCAGGGUUCUGCUGCUGGGUCCUGCUGGGUCAGGAAAAUCCAGCUUUAUUAACUCUGUCAGAUCUGUGAUGUAUGGGCGAGUUGUUCUGCUGCCCAAUAUUGGCAUUUCUGCUGAGGGCUUUACCAAGAGGCUCAAAUGCUAUGACAUCCGGUCAGAGAGAGGGGAGAAGCCCACAGCACUGACCCUGUGUGAUGUGUUGGCUCUGGGGGACGGCGAGACGACUGGCCUGACCCUCCCAGACGCACUGGCUGUCAUCAACGGCCACGCCCCCAAGGGACACAAGUUUCAAAGUGAAGCCCCCAUUGAUGCCAAGUGUGCCGGCUACAGACCUGAGCCAUCGAUGAAUGAUAAAAUCCAUUGUGCGGUGUUUGUGCUGGAUGCCUGCCAAGUGUUAGCCUACAGUGAGGGCCAGCAAACUACAAUGAGGAGAUUCCAUUCUGAGCUGUCAGACCUUGACAUCCCCCAGGUGGUUCUGUUGACCCAUGUGGACCAAGUGUGCCAUGCCGUCCAAGAGGAUGUGAAGUUUGUUUACACCGGCCGCAUCCUAUUGGAGAAGAUGCAGAAAGCAGCAGAGGUGGUGGGGUUGUCUGUGUCCCAUGUGUUUCCGGUGAAGAACUACUCCAGCGAGUUGUCUGUGAGCUGCAACACUGACAUCCUGCUGCUGAAUGCAGUUCAUCACAUUCUUCAAGCCGUGGAUGACACGUUUGAAGAUUACUGCCCACCAUCUCCCUCUCCUUUAUCUACUGGUCCCCAGCAUUCCACCUCAACUCCAGUCACUGUUUAGAAUGUGUUCCAAGUAGGCUAGUGUGUGUGGCCAGUCAAUGUCAAAAAUGAGUAACACCUUUUUCACAUUUUUACCUCACUGACAUGGUGCAAAUGCAUCACUCAACACCAUAUGUAUUUGGAGUGUGAAGCGAACAUUUAAAAUGUGGCUCUAUAUUCAAACAUUUUAAUUUGAGAUCAAAUGUUUCAUGUGUCCUCUUUUAUUUGAGGGUAUUUUCAUAUCUCUUUUACCAUUUAUAAAUGAAAGCACUUUUAUGUAUAUCGUCCCUCCAUUUUGAAGUCCUAUGUAUUUGACCAAAUUCACUUAAUUAAGAAAUGUUAAGAAACACUCAAAAAAUGCCUCCAGUCAUCAUUCACCAUUCAGUUCCUAUUGGACAAAACGUUUGCAUCGAAGGAAUUUGUAGCAUCACAAGCUUGAUGUCAUUUCGUGCUAGGAAUAUGGGACCAAAUACUGAACUUUUGACUAUUUUAAUGCAUUAUUAUUGAAAUCGUCACAAUGCUUAUGACUUCUAAUAAUUUGACAAAGGAGAGUGAUGGAGUGCUGCGUCAGAUGACCUGACCUCAACCCAAUUGAGAUGAUUUAAAAUGAGUUGGACUGCAGAGUGAAGGAAAUGCAGGCAACACGUGCUCAGCAUAUGUGGGAUCUCAUUCAAGACUGUUGGAAAAGCAUUCCAGGUCAAGCUGGUUGAGAGAACGCAAAGCUGUCAUCAAGGCAAAGGGCGGCUACUUUGAAAAAUAUCAAAUAUAUAUUUUUUGUUACAUUAUUUCAUAGUUGUGAUGUCUUCUAUUAUUCUACAAUGUAAAAAAAAAAAAAAAAAACCUGGAACGAAUAGGUGUCUAAACUUUUGACUGGUACUGUAUGUAUGAAAAUAUCUUAAAAUAAAAGGUGACAUUCUGUACUGUCACCUCAUAUGAAACAUUUUUAUUUCAAAUACAAAAUGCUGGAGCAGAGACAAAUUUAAAAAUGUAGCUUCUCUGUCCAAAUACAUAUGGUGUUGAGUGUACAAAACAUUUGGAACUCCUUCCUAAUAUUGAGUUGCACCUCCCCUUUUGCUCUCAGAACAGCCUCAAUUCGUCGGGGCAUGGACUCUACAAGUUGUCAAAAGCGUUCCACGUGGAUGCUGGUCCAUGUUGACUCCAAUGCUUCCCACAGUUGUGUCAAGUUGGCUGGAUGUCCUUUGGCUGGUGGACCAUUCUUAAAAACACACAGGAAACUGUUGAGCAUGAAAACUCAGCAGCGUUGCUGUUCUUGAUAGAAACCGGUGCGCCUGGCAUCUAAUAUUUUAUCUUGCCCAUUCACCCUCAAUGGCACACAUACACAAUCCUUCUUUAACCCGUCUCCUCCCAUUCAUCUACACUGAUUGAAGUGGAUUUAGCAAGUGACAUCAAUAAGGGAUCUUAGCUUUCACCUGGAUUCCUAAUGUUUUGUAUACUGUCUGCUUAAUCUUACAUUUUUCCCUUUUCAAAAUGUAAACAUUAUAUUAUGAUAAUUGCUUUAUCUAAUUAGUGCAAUAUAAUGCUGGGUUUUUCUUCCUCAGUCAUACUGUAAUUGGUAGUGGGAUCAAUUGGGUGAGGACAGGUAAUAGCUCCACCAACUGUUUGGGUUAAGGGUCAAAUCAGGAUUUGAUGCCCUAAUUUGUAUUUCCUGUGUUAAUAACAUGAACAACAUUAAAUUGUUGUGUUUUCUAUA
Salmo salar (Atlantic salmon) is the source of this 3229-nucleotide messenger RNA. RefSeq names its product interferon-induced protein 44. Gene Ontology annotation, biological process: immune response. The record is from RefSeq and is a predicted model, not a curated record. NCBI's taxonomy places the organism in Eukaryota, Metazoa, Chordata, Actinopteri, Salmoniformes, Salmonidae.